This is a messenger RNA of Ipomoea triloba (trilobed morning glory), 566 nucleotides long. Its product is annotated as G-type lectin S-receptor-like serine/threonine-protein kinase At4g27290. The record is from RefSeq and is a predicted model, not a curated record. Lineage: Eukaryota; Viridiplantae; Streptophyta; Magnoliopsida; Solanales; Convolvulaceae. Bases 3 to 461 code for a protein of 152 amino acids. The transcript has 2 exons.
UGAUGAAGAUGAAGAUGAAAAUGGUCUUCACCUUCUUCAUAUUUAUCAUUUCCAUCCACAAUAAUCUUUCAGCCGCUGUUGAUACCUUAGCUACGAACCAAACGUUGUCAGAUGACGGCGGAACAAUGCUCGUCUCCGCUAGUCAAACGUUUGUCCUAGGAUUCUUCAGUCCGUGGAGCUCAAGAAACCGGUACCUCGGAAUUUGGGUCAGAAAUGAGCCUGAACGGACAGUGGUCUGGGUGGCUAACAACAAUAACCCAAUUUCGGAUUUUUCUGGUGUCCUCAGGCUCACACCCACCGGAGAUUUAAUCAUCAGCAGUACGAAGAACCACCAAGUAGCAAAUAUAGUUUGGCUGUCAAAUUCAUCUGCCUUAUUUGGUAAAUGGCUGUUAGUUGAUUGGAUUAGAAGGUUCGCCAUCUGGAAUCAAGAAUCCUGUCCUGCAGCUCCUGGACAACGGUAACCUGGUGGUGAAGAAUGGGAUUAGGGAUAGCGGAUUUGUCUGGCAAAGCUUUGAUUAUCCAGGCGAUACAUUGCUUGCAGGGAUGAAGAUUGGGUGGAACCUGAA